CGGGCCGGGGCGGGGACCGCGGGCGGGCCGAGCCGUGCCGGGCUGGGCUGCCGCGGCGCGGCUCUGAGCGCAGGGCAGACCCCCGCCGGCAGCGGCAAGAUGUCGUGGCAUCCAAGGUACCGCAGCUCUAAGUUCCGCAACGUGUAUGGCAAAGCUGCCAGCAAGGAGAAGUGCUACGACUGCGUGCCCAUCACCCACAGCGUCCACGACAACCACUUCUGCGCCGUGAACCCCAACUUCAUUGCCGUGGUCACUGAGUGCGUGGGCGGUGGUGCCUUCCUCGUCAUUCCCAUCAAGCAGACAGGCAAGCUUGACCCACAUUAUCCCAAAGUAUGUGGGCACAAAGGAAAUGUUCUGGACAUCAAGUGGAACCCAUUCAAUGACUUUGUAAUAGCUUCAUGUUCAGAAGAUAGCACAGUUAAAAUAUGGGACAUCCCCAACCAGUUGUUAAAAAGAAACAUUACCAGUCCGAAGAAAGAACUUCUUGGGCAUGCUGGAAGAGUGAUCCUCAUUGAAUGGCACCCCACGGCUGAUGACAUCCUCUUCAGCUCUGGCUAUGACUACAAGAUAAUGAUCUGGAACCUGGAUGUCAAGGAGGCUGUCAUCUCAAAGCCAGUGAAGGUUCUUGACGCUCACGCGGAUGUGGUCCUCUCCAUGUCAUUCAACACAGACGGCAGUCUCCUUGCCACAGCCUGCAGGGACAGAAAGAUACGUGUGAUAGACCCUCGUGCAGGAGCAGUCCUACAAGAAGCCAGCUACAAGUCUCACAGAGUCAAUAAAGUGUUGUUUCUUGGAAACAUGAAAAAGCUGUUCUCUACUGGAACAUCUCGGUGGAAUAAUAGGCAAAUUGCUUUAUGGGAUCAAAAUGACCUUUCUGUGCCUUUACUGGAGGAGGAUCUGGAUGGCUCCUCGGGACUCCUGUUUCCCGUCUAUGACUCUGACACACACAUGCUUUAUGUGGUGGGAAAGGGUGAUGGAAAUAUACGGUACUAUGAGAUAAGCCCUGAGAAACCAUACCUGAACUACUUGAUGGAAUAUCGUUCUCACUUACCACAGAAGGGAAUUGGAAUGAUGCCAAAGAGAGGCCUUGAUGUGUCAUCUUGUGAGAUUUUCCGUUUCUACAAACUGAUUCCAACUAAAGGCCUGAUUGAGCCCAUCUCCAUGAUUGUGCCUCGACGGUCGGAAUCAUACCAGGAAGAUAUCUACCCCUUGACUGCAGCAGCCCAGCCAGCACUGACAGCACAACAGUGGCUGAAUGGAGUUAACAAAGGGCCUCUCUUGGUAUCCUUGAGACCAGGCUCUGGAGCUGUGAAUUCCGUACCACAGUGUCUUGAGCCAGAGCCACUCAUGAAAACUACUGAUCUGAGCCAGCAGCAGGGUUGGGGAGAAAGAAUGCCACUGGAGGACAAGCAGAAGCCAAGAGAGAUCGAAGAUGGCAGGAAACAGCUGAAAGUGGAGGAGAAAUCGCCAAAAAAUGAGCAAAUGUGCCUCUCCAAUUGCUUUGACAUAUUUGAGUGUCCACCACCAAAAACUGAAAAUGAGCUUUUACAGAUGUUUUACCGACAACAGGAAGAAAUCCGUAGACUACGUGAGUUGAUAAUCCAGAGAGAUGUCCAAAUUAAACAGCUGGAGCUGGAGAUCAGAAACGUCUGCACAGACACAGGCAGUAACUGAAAGUGCUGGACUGCAGCCUUUUGCACCCCUGGCAACUGGAGAAGAUUCCAGUUGCUGCCAAUAACUCCUCCUAGGUUUUUUACUGGGAGAAAAAUUGAUGCUUCAGGCAGCAUGGACUUCCCUGGCUUGUGGUGGUCACAUUUCCCUAAUCAUCACCAGACAGUUAUUGAUGGAUUUACUGCACUUCUUCAGGCUCCCCUUGCUUGCCCGCUCACUGAUGUCAGAAGCUCAUGUGUUAAUGCUAAUGAGAGACUUUGGAAAAUCUUGCUCUUCCGGUCCUGGAGAAGCUACAUGUUAAACUCUAGGAGCAACCUGUUUUGCUGCCAUUCCACAGGAGUAUGGGAGGCUGAAGGCAGCUGCCAGUUCUCCCAUGAUGGGACGCAGCAGUGUGGCUCCUGUGGCUGCUGUCCUCUUGCCCUGGGAGGCCACUCUCCAGCCGAACUUCACGGCAGGUCUAGCUCCAAAGUGAUCCUCAGGCACCCCUCUCACCUCAUGGCUUGGCCCUGCACCAGGUGGCUAGGCAAAGCCAUGGCUGCCCUGAUCUUGUGCUAGGGAUAGUCCUACUCAGAGUGGGAGCCUGCGCUGGGGGUGCCAAGGGCCAGCACUUUUUGUGAUAGGUAAAGGAGAGUUGGUGUUGGAGGUCCCACUUUAAAGGGUGGUGUUGUGGGCUAGUUCUUUCCAGAGAAAGAACUCUGUGUCCUGUGGGUCAGUGGCCUUCUUUUCCUCCUGCCAAAGACUAGCUGCAGUCAAUUGGGGGUCGUCAUAUAAAUGAGGACAACAUUUAAAGCUGCACGGUGUUGACAGCGGGGGAAUUUGCCAAGAGGGUUUAAAAGGAUGAGGGGGGAGUUGGACCCCCAACCCACUGCCGACCUUUCAGCAAUGGUGCUAGACGUGUUGUGUCAACCACGGGAAGAUCACGGGGCCGUGGCUAGUCAUGAAAAGCCCUCUGUGGUUGCUGGAGUAUUGCUUGUCCACGUGACUGCAGCUGCUGCCUCCUCAGCUCACAGGUGCCAGCACCUUGUCCCAUCCUUGCAGCCACCUACAGCAGCGGGGUCCUUCUUCCCAGCUGUGUUGUGCAUCCCCCUGCAUCCUCCCAGGCUGCUCUGGCUCCCCAAGGCCUGCAGCCACACUGACCUGUGCCCUUCAGCACCAGCUCUCUAGCUCUCUGCUAGACCUUAUGGAGAUGUCUUAAACCCAAGCAGAGCAAGCAACCGCUGUUUAACGUGUUAACUGUGCACCUCUGUUGUGGCACAUAGAAAUGAAUACUAUGCCUUGCUAGUUCCCUGAGGCCUACUGAUUACCCAAAAUCUAAAAAAAAAAUAAAUAAAAAAAUAAAAAAAAAAUAAAAAAAAUUAAAACCCCCUCCAUUUUCAGAAAUACCCACAAACAGGGCUCCUUAUCAAGGGGACUGGCUCUGCCAGGGGAGGUUUAGGUUAGAUGU
This is a messenger RNA of Pseudopipra pipra, 3115 nucleotides long. It is a transcript of the gene CORO2A, whose product is annotated as coronin 2A. Gene Ontology annotation, molecular function: actin filament binding. Bases 100 to 1674 code for a protein of 524 amino acids. The record is from RefSeq and is a predicted model, not a curated record. The transcript has 12 exons. Lineage: Eukaryota; Metazoa; Chordata; Aves; Passeriformes; Pipridae.